AUCUGCAAGCGCAUCGUGGUUGACAUGCAAGUUCAAUCGUCUGCUUGCGAUGCUUUAGUUAACCUAAACGAUUCGUUGGUGGACACUUGUUACGUUAAAGCGUUAAAUCGCAACCACGCGAUGGACGACAAGUCUGGAGGGUUGAAAACGAACGAGCAGAUCAUAGAGGAGCUCACGAGAGAUCUAGAAAGUUCUUGCAUCAGAGUGGACGAUGACGCUGCGUCGAACGACGUUGUCGGGGAUUCGGUUACAAAAAGUGGUGAGCUUUCGGACAAUUAUUGCGAACGUGUGAGAACAAACGGUGACAAUGCUGACAGGUGUGAAAUGGAAGGUAAGGGCGAUACAAAUAUUCCCAAGGACUUCGUGGACGAAGACUCGUUGAAAGACAGAGAACUAACCCUCUCCGAGGAUGAGAAAGAGGCUCUUAAAGCAGAAGCAGAGAAAUAUAAAGAUAAAGGGAAUGAUCUUUUCAAACGGGAAGAAUACCAAGAGGCAAUAUCUGUGUAUACGCAAGGAUUACAAACUUGUCCGUUGGCUUACAACAAAGAGAGAUCCAUUCUGUAUGGUAACAGGGCUGCUGCAAAGUUAAAAUGUCUGGACAGAGAAUCUGCUAUAUCUGACUGCACUAAGGCUAUAGAAUUAAAUCCAGACUAUGUGAAAGUGUAUGUUAGAAGAGCAAGACUGUACGAAGAGACAGAUAAACUAGACGAAGCUUUGGAAGACUACAAGAAGAUCUUAACAUUUGAUGCUGGUCACAUAGAGGCAAAUCAUGCCACUAGGAGAUUACCUCCAUUGAUUCACGAAAGGAAUGAGAAACUAAAAGCAGAAAUGCUUGGCAAACUGAAGGAUUUGGGAAAUAUGGUAUUGAAACCCUUUGGGCUUUCCACGAAUAACUUUGAACUGCAAAAGGAUCCGAAUAGCGGUGGUUAUUCUGUCAAGUUCCAUCAAAAUCCUAGUUAAUAAAUUGUGUGGAUCUCGUGUCGCGGAAUAUUUAUACAUACCUUAUGUAAAUUCUGCUCGAAUGCUGUGUGCUUGUAAUAAAAAUACAUUAUGACAGAAA
Messenger RNA from Frieseomelitta varia, 1060 nucleotides. It is a transcript of the gene Ttc1, whose product is annotated as tetratricopeptide repeat protein 1. Bases 25 to 960 code for a protein of 311 amino acids. Gene Ontology annotation, molecular function: protein binding. The record is from RefSeq and is a predicted model, not a curated record. The transcript is spliced from 4 exons. NCBI's taxonomy places the organism in Eukaryota, Metazoa, Arthropoda, Insecta, Hymenoptera, Apidae.